Pyrgilauda ruficollis (rufous-necked snowfinch) is the source of this 6258-nucleotide messenger RNA. RefSeq names its product amidohydrolase domain containing 2 (gene AMDHD2). Gene Ontology annotation, molecular function: N-acetylglucosamine-6-phosphate deacetylase activity. Lineage: Eukaryota; Metazoa; Chordata; Aves; Passeriformes; Passeridae. The coding region runs from base 1543 to 3291 and encodes 582 amino acids. The record is from RefSeq and is a predicted model, not a curated record. Gene Ontology annotation, biological process: N-acetylglucosamine catabolic process. The transcript has 9 exons.
CCCAGUGCCCUCCAAGGCUCACUGACACUGUGGUUAGCAGCUCUGGCAACCACCCCACUUCUCUCUUUUGUUUUUUUUUCCCCAAUUCCUUCCUGCAACUCCCUCAAUGGAGCGUCAUACCAAAGAGCUGCAUUUUCCAGCUUCCAGUUACAGCCAUGCCUGCCACGAAUUUGUUGGUGCUCAGUUGGUGAUAUGGGGAAAGAAGGCAGCUGUGUGCUGGCAAGGAUGCCAGUCCUGGAGUGACCUACAGGACUGUACAGCUGGCCUGCUCCCCAAAAGGUGCUUCUGUCACCAUCUGACAGCAGUGAGGAGUUGCCCCAGCCUUUGCACAGUUUAUACAGCGCACGCUAACCUGCUCUGUACCUGAGGCAGGCUCAAGCCAUUCCAAUUCUUCUGCCUGCUGUUUGUCCCAGGCAGCCAUGACUUGUUAGACAUCAGCUUCCACCAGCUCAGCUUGCAGCUCUUCCCAUAACAAGGUUUCUGUUGUGUAAGCAGAAGCUGAGGAUCAUAUUUGGAUCUCCCGACAGCCCUUCUGUCGUGUGUCCUCAGAGUAAGGCUGCCACAGCUCGCUUACUCGGUGCCCUUGUGGGGCUGAAUCCUCAGGGCAGAGAUCAAACCCAGGAAUACCAAGGCAUUGCUGGUCCUUUGUGCCUUUUCCCUGCAUGGGCAUUGAGUCCACAGAGCUGGAGAUAUGGACAGCAUCCUACCACCUAAAACAAUGUUCCUUUCACUCCUUGCGCUGUCUGGAUGGGUUCUGCAGGCCAUACCAAGAAGAGUCUUUGCAUCGCCUGAUGGGUUUGUGCAUUCCUCAGGCUAUGGAUGUGAAGCCUUGCUUUAGGAGAUGCAUCCAGACUGGUGGUGACAGGCUCACAAGCCCUUAGUCCAGCUCAGGCACCAAGGGAGAGGAAAAUUGCGGUGGAAUUCUGGCCUUUCAAGAUAGAUAUGAUAGCUCAUUAUUUUGUGCUCAUUAUCUUCUACAAUACUUGACUGUCAUACUUCUUCCUGACGCUGGGACACUUGUAUAGGAGGGCUGAGGCUGAUUUCGACCCUACUCAACCACUCAGAACAAGCCUUGAGAUAAAGUCUCAAGACAACUUUGGAUAAGCCUCAAGCCACUGAGAUGGUUUUUGUAAUGAGGAGAGAGCUCAGACAAUGGCUAAGUCUCAGCGAGGGUGGAGACUGUAAGGCAGACGAAGUCUGGUUGGGAUUGGCAGAAGUGUACUGAUUUUUCCAGUACCAUUUUAUAAUCUUUAGCAGCAACAUUUGGAAGUGCUUCCCCAGCACUUUAGAGCCCUUCUGUCAGCCUUGGACGAUUUCUAACAGCAACUGCCAAUGUCAAGAGAAAUUACAACCUCCAUGGUUUGAAGCACUGGAGAGACAGCAGGCCCUGUGCAGUGACACGCUGUGCUGCUGCAGUACUGACCUCACGGGGAUCUUCUGGCUGUUGUUGGAAACAAUCCAAUAGGGAAAAAUGCUUGUGAAACAAGGUGUCUAACUUCUUAUUUACAAAAUUAAAUAAUCAAAAGGAAAUCUAAAAUAGAAAUGGGAUUAGACAGUACCAAUAGGUGUGUAUUAACCUUUUUUGCCUGCGCUGGUGCUUGCUGGCAUGCCCUGUCAGGCUGGCAUGUGAGGGGUCAGGGCUGCUCUGGGCGCUCCUGCGGGGAUUUGGCCCACGGAAGGCGGCACCGCCGGAUACCCGCGGCCCGCUCCGUGGGCACAGUGCGGGGCUCAGGGGAGCAGGAGGGAGUCGCGGGGGUCACAAAUGCGCCGCCCAGGUGGGCGCUGGGGACUGCGGCCCGCCGGGCCCGGGCGCUCUCGGGCGGAACGGCAGCGCGGGGAGCGGCCGCGGCGCUGAGGGCGGCGCACACCGGCCCGGCCCCCCCACCCACGCUGAGCCCGCGGCCGGCGGCGGGGGAAGGCCCCGCCGAGGGUCGGGGGGCUCCAAGAGGCCCAGAGCAGGCCCCGAGCUCCAGCUGGUGGUGCCGGCCCGGGCGGGGCUGCUCCCGGAGCCCACGCGAGGCCCGUGACUGGAGGUGGGCGGUGCGCUGGGGCCGCGUCUUCCGGCGGCGGCGCUGGGAGCCGGGCGCGGAGCAGGCUCCCCAAGGUGUGUUUCAGGAGGAGCUGGAGUGGUGCAUUUCACAACUGGAGGCCAAUCUCCAUCUCACUCCACACCCCAAACCAGGCAUGACCCCUGAUGUUGUGGAAGUACAGCCAAGCAAGGGGCAGGCUGCAGAUGGUGUGAAACAGUCUGAUCCAACCCCUGAGGUAAAGCCAGAGUUGUUCACAUCAUCUGGCAGCAGCUUCCGAUUUGAUUUUACACUUUCCAAGACUGACCCAGAAGCUGACCCUGGUGACAGUGGUGCUGAGCAGGUUCAAAACAGAGCCACUAAGCAGGAGAACUGGAAUGGCGCCUUGAGCUUUGCUGCCUCUGGACAAGAACCAAAGUUUGCUUUCAACUUUGCCAUCCCAGAUGAAGAGUGUCCUCAUCUUCAGUUACUUCCAGCGAGCCAACAUACAGAGCACACAGCAGAUCCUUCACUGCCUGCUGAAUCAGCAGCUCUGCCACAGGCUGCAGCCUUGCAGAAGCCUGAGGUGACUCAAGUGACAGGGAAUGCACCCGAAGAGGACAGAAGCCAUGCCACAUCAAAGAUCCCCCAAACAGAGACAGCCCCUGCAGAUGAGGCAAUGACAGAAAAAUCAACAGGAGGUGGAGCUGCCCAGAAGAAGAAAAAGAAGAAGCAAAAAGCACCUGUCAGUAAAAACAAAGCAGAAGAAACUGAGACCAGCAGGAAGGCAAAGGCAGAAGCUAACAGCUGUCAAAAUACAGAUACUUCCCAUCAGGAUGAGAAGACCUCUCAGCAGUCAGAUGAGCAGCUGUGGAAAGAGGUGGACUGGUGUGUGAACCAGCUGGAACUCGGCUUGAAGACACAGAAACCCACUCCAAAGCAGGCUGAGGAGGCUCUCAGGGCGAUCAGGACACUGCGCAGUGACAAGGCUCCACUGGUGAAGAAGCGUCAGCUCAUGAGAGCCAUGUUUGGAGACUACAGGAAGAAGAUGCAGGAGGAGCUGUGCAGAGAGCUGAAGCUUAUGGAAGCAGCUGCAAAAUCUUCCAGGAUCGUGGAGUUGACGGGAAGCAUCCGCAAGAAGAAUGGCCAGUUCAUCCGGAAGAGCUUGGGAGCUUGCAGGAAAAGCCAAGGCUCAGCAGAAUCCCCUUCAGAGUCACACAGGACACUGAACACAGGCUUAUUCAAUUUCACAACUCCCCAGGAAUUUCACUUUAAUUUCUUCUAGAAAAGUGACUUUGACUAAAAGUGUGCCAGAUCUCCUGUAAAGUGAAGAAUGGUGGAAAAGUGCUGUGCAGUAGGAAAUGUCGUGCAUGAAUCUCUGGAUAUUCUUCCAGGGUGCCUUAUCUAGAAGUUUAAACCAGAUCUGCCUACUAUGCAUAUGACCCCACAACUCAGCAUACAUAAGUGCUCCUCUGUGCUCACACUGGAAAGAGGCACCUUUGGAAAGAUGCUGAGAUUGUGGAUUUAGCAUCUCGUAAAGGAUAACACAUUCUCUUCAUUUGGGGAGGGAAAUCCUAACUUUUCUUUGAAUUAGAAAGAGGAAGAACUUACCAUUUCAGGAAAGACAUCAACUGGAACAUUCUAACAGAAGGAAAGUUAAAGAUCAAUUAAUCUGCAGCUCCAUAACAAAAAAAGAAGAGAGAUGCUGCUAUUUUAAGACCAUACAGAACUGUGCCAGAUGAUCUUGUAUUUUUCUGCUGCCUAAAAUGUUUCUGCUGCUCACUGUUUCUACUGUUCUCAUCUUUAGAACUGUGGAAGGUUUGUAGGACAUGCUACUUUAGAAAAUCUGGCAGUGACAUCCCCAGUGGUUUGAUUCCUGGCACCAGUCCUCCUGUGCAUGCUGGCAGCAUGGAGUUCUGACCAGUGGCAUUUGGUCCAUGGUUUGGUCCAUUUGGCUUCUUCCCUGUGAGUACAUCAACAGGCAUGACCAGCUCCUGGUAUCUCACCACCAUAAUAGAAGAAGUCUGGGUUGUGUAUCUCCCAUUAUCAUCAUGCUUGUUCUAAUGAAACAAAACCCAGAUGUGGAAGAAGCCAGGAAGGAGAGGAAAAGCGAACUGUCCCUGCCACCCUCUUCUUCUUCCCCCAGUAAUGUUGGCAAACAACUGGAGUAUACUCAAGAAGAGCUGGAGAGGUAUGGAGAAGCUAAACCAUGUCUUCUUUGGCACAGAAGCCAGAAAAAGGGAUGGCCACCAUGAUCAGAAGUCCCUCCAUUGCAGAAGUGCGGCUGUUGUGUCAGAAACUAAGGAAUAUUCAGGAAAGGAGGUGGGACAUUCUCAGCAUCUUUCAGGCUACACAAAAGUUCAGGUUGCUUCAGAAGCAACAAGAAAUGAACAGUGGCAGAUGGCAGAGAGGCGUGGGCCUCCCACAUGCUGGAAGAAUAGAUUGCCAUCCAGUCUGCAGGGUGUGCUGUGGGUGGCAGAGCACAUGUGCCCGCUGGGACAAGGCAAGAGGUGGAGCUCUUUGCACAGCCAUGGAUUUAGAAAACGCACAGUGCCAGCUUUGAGCCCCACAGGAGCAGGAGGUCUGUGCAAUGCCCCGGCUGAGGGGAGUUGGGAGUCAUUUCCAAAGGGCCUGUGUCCUGUCACAGCAAGAAUGGGAGUUCAGAAGAAGCAUGCCUGGAGUGUCUGUCAUCAGGGACUGUGAAAUACCCAAAGGCACUGGAAGGGACUCUAAGGUCUUCCUGGAGCUUUUCAGCCCCAGCUCUCCCAGCCUGGCUCCAGAGCAGAGGGGCUCCACUCCUUGAAGCAUCUCCAUGGUCUCCUGUGGACCUGUUUGGGCUGGGGCACAUACUUCUUACGCUGAGGACCCAGAGCUGAAGGCAGCUCUGCAGGUGGGAUCUCACAAGGGCGGUGUAGAGGAGGAGAAUCCCCUCCUCUAACCUGCAAUCUGAACUCAGCCCAUUCUGUAAAAUCAAAACAAACCAAUCAAAAACCACCUUAACAUGGAUGCUCCCAUGCAGCCUUAGCAUGAAAGCUCCAAAGUCACACGUGUCCAGUUCCUAGUGUGUAGCUCUGUGGAGAGACUGCAGAAUGCUGUCAGUGCUACCUGUAGUCACUGAGAAGGAGCAAAGCAAACUUCAGCCCUCAGACCUGCAAACUGAUUCCCACUGCUUGGAUCUUGCUCCAGCUCAGCUCUCCUCCCUCACUCAUCCUCAUUUACCAGGUUAGGUACAGGCAGGAUGAAUACAGGACAUGUGAAACAACGUGGAAAGUAGGGAGCUUUGGGCAUGGCUCCAGUAGGGAGCUUGUGAUGAACUAAAAUGAGAUUUGUGCACUGCAUUCAGAUUUUUUCCUACCAAAGACAUGAGAUUUUCUGAGCUGGAUCCUGUGGUGGGCAGGGAAAGAACAGCAAGCACCCAAACUGAUGGAAGAAAGGGCUCAGCAAGAAGCUACCAACAGCAGAGGGCACAAAAGGUAGUGCCAGCAGGGAUUUGACAUAGCAUUAGACUACAGGUGAUAGUUUUAAUCUGAAUUAAAUCAAGUCAGAGUUUUUUUAUUUCCCCCUUAUGACUGUAAAAAGGGUUCUUUAUUAUGAUUUUUGAAAGGUUCUUAAUUUUUCUCUCUCUAAAUUUAAUUUUUUUUCAUAAUGUUUAAAAUUUGCUUCCACUUCAUGGAUUCUGUGUUGUGAUUUCUUUUGUUAUCCCAAGUAACAAAGCAUCAAAUAAUCCAGCACCUGUGGGAUCAAUGUAGUCAGUCUUGCCAUUGAUAAACUCAACCCCUGAGGAAAUUUGUAGCAUCAUUUUACCCAUUUCCUUUCCAAAUUCACCUUUUUUCCAGAUAUACUGUGGCUGCUGAAUUGAAUUUAUUAGAAAAUGACAUCUGCAUUUUGAGGUAUUUGCAUUUAUCAUUCAGCUGGAAUUAGGAAAGCCUCAUCAGGCAUUACAGGUGCAAGUGAGCAGGUUCCUGGAUCGGUUCUUUCAGUGCAGGAGGGUGAGAUCCAGCUCCUGAAGACUUGGACAUGUCUGCAGGCAGCUCUGAUGCAGCUGCAGGAGGACAGUGUGCGUUUAGAUGGGUUUGAGUGCCAACAGUUUUGUGUUGUUAGAGUUCACUCCUUUCUUUUACAGAAAUCUCUAAUAUUUGCUUAUUUGAAACAUAUCACUCACAAUAACUUUGUUUACAGGUUUGGGGGCAGCACUGUUCUUCUCUGUGUGCAUGUCAGUCACAUUAGUGGUGUUUAUCAGAAGAAUGAACUG